UUGUUUGAAAAAGCAACACAUCUUUUAAGGAACUGCAUUUCUCUGCACAUCUUUCAUCGAUCUGUUCGAAGGACGAAAACAAAUAGUUUCUGCCUCUCCUGACUCACAAAGAUGGCUGCAGCUCUGACUCUCCUUCUCAUUGGUUCUCUGCUGCAAGGUGCUCAGAGUAAAGAGUUUAAGGGAUUUGUGCCGCAGACUAUAGAGGUUCUUACAGGAUCCUGUGUGACCAUCCCCUGCUCCUUUGAGAUAGAAGAUCAAUAUGAAUCAAAUCUAGAUGACACAUGUAGAGCAAUAUGGAAACAUGGUUGGAAAAAUGUUGUGUUUAACAGCAAAGAUCCACAAACAAGUUUAAAUGAUGGAGAACUGACAGGAGACUUGACAAAAAAAACCUGCACCACAACCCUGAACAACAUUCAACCUGCUGGCAACUAUGAUUAUUUGUUCAGGUUGGAAUGUGACAACGGUCUAAAAUAUGAUUUUGCUUAUCAAAAAGUUCUUCUUUCAGUCAAAGAUGUUCCUCCCAGACCGACUCUGACUCCGUCAGCUCUGAAGGUGGAGGAGGGAGCCUCAGUGAGUUUGAGUUGCUCUGCUCCAGCUCCAUGUCUGUCUCAUCCUCCAACUGUGACAUGGACCAAAGGCCUGGGGGACAUUGUGGAGACACUGCAGGAGAAUGAGGACAGAACCAAAGUCCUGACCUCUUAUGUGACCUUCACUGCCUCUCACAAGCAUCAUGGAGAGACAAUCUCCUGUGAGGCCUCCUACCACAAACAGAAUGGAAGCGCUGAGUCAGCUGCUACUUUAACAGCUGAUGUUUCAUAUUCCCCCAAAGUCACCACAGUGUCAGUCCGUCCCUCUGGUCCAGUACUAGAGGACAGUAGUGUGACUCUGACAUGCAGUAGUACUGCUAACCCAGCAGUGAAGAACUACACCUGGUACAGAGCGGAUGGAGAACAGAAGACUUUUAUUGGGACGGGACGUGUUCUCACCAUUAAAGCCUCUAAAGAAGACAGUCCUUUUCUCUGCAAGGCUCAGAAUGAUGUUGGAGUUGGACGAUCCAACAACACACACAUAGACGUUCAAUAUGCAGCACAGAUCCUGCUCUCAUCCGACUGCAUCACAGCUGGAGACCAGCUCAACUGCUCCUGCUGGACUCUGGGAAAUCCUCCUCCCACUGUACGCUGGUAUCUGAACGGGUCACCUGUCAAUCACUCCGAGGAGCUUUCAGUAAGCAGCGAGCGUCUAAAUGACACGACCACGCGGAGCAUCAUCACGGUGAAUAGACGGCAGGAGGCGGGUCUUUCCUCGCUGCUCUGCCGCAGCGUGAACUCUCGGGGAUCUGCUACUCAGCGGUUUUGUGUCGGCAGCUCAGAGCCUCAGAAGUCUGCUCAGAGUCCAGACCGAGUGAUGUUGACAGUUUUCAUCAGUGUGGUCGUCGCUCUACUUGUACUAGUAUGUGCUCUGCUGUUUGUGAUCAGGGCUCAGAAGACCCACCAUGACCGCCUGAGGAGUCAGUGCACCGGGGACACCAGCACGGUGACUGCAGGCCCUCUUCUAGGUGGAGAGGGACAGGAGUUACCAAACAACGCAGAAGGAGCCAGCAGAGGCUCAGAGAAGACCAGUGAGGAGGGCAAAGAUGUGGUUUACUCGACUGUGAACUGGAGGACCAGGAGCCAGAAGAAGGCCGAGGCCUCGGAGGAGAGUCUCCAGCCGGGUGGCUCGUAUCUGGAGGAGGAGAUGUGCACGGCGGGAGGAACGCUCAGAGGCUUUGUGAGCAGCGCACUGGAGAUGGAAGGUCUCUAUGGCAACGUGGGGCCCAGGAAUGUAAAGAAAGAGGUGGGAAGUGAAUAUGCUCAGGUUAAAUUCAAAGACAAGAGAGGGAUGCAUAAGUAGACCACAGAUCUAAAUGCUGUGUGAAGUUUUCAAAGUAUUUCCUUCCUCUGUUAAAUGGGUGUUUUCUUGUUUGUCAGCUAUGGACAUUCAGAUUAAAGGCAUUAUGUUCUUUGUUUAAGAGUUUAUUGGUCUGCUAAGAUAUUUUGAUCAAGUUAAAGUGCAUAUUAACAAUAAUAACAUCAAUGAUGAGCAGUUUUCACAUUUUCUACUGCGCUAAUGCUCAAUACAAUGAGAUGCUGUAUUUACAAGUAUUUUACUUUAGUAGUGUGACAUGUUUUGUUGAUUGUAUUAUUGUUUACAUUUAUUUUGUUGUUGAAACUGAAUUGGCAGUAGCUAUUGGAGCACAAAGUGAGCGCAUUAGUAAACAUGUAUUUUUGUUUUUUUUUACAUAAAUAACAGUCUAUAGGACUGUGUCAUGUAUCUAUAAAUCCAAGCUGAACCUUUCCACCAAUCUUUAACUUUGUAUUUAAACACAUCUCUAAAAGCUUUCCCUGGUUUCUGGCCUCUCAACCUGUACAACAAGCGAUGGGAAGUGUCCAGUGAGCCAGACGUUACAUAAACAGUUGGAACACCAUCAACCACAAAUGGCCUCAUACAAUCAAUGCAUUGAGCCAAACGGCGCCGAUGUCAAGGAUGUUAAUGGGUCAUGGGCCGGUUAGAUUUCACAGCAGGAAUCACAUGUAUGACAAUUCCCCGGCAUGGCUCUUUGGAUGUUGCCGGGGAAUCUGGACAGAAAGGUGCACUAGGUGUGUCAUCUUCAUCCAAGCGCGUGGGUUUACUGGUUGUGGUUUCCUUUGAAGCUGAUGGGUAAACUUUGUUGCGUGCUGCACCCUUCCUCGUGAACCACCCUUUCACCUUUGACAAUUUUUUGCGUUUUUGGCAACUUAGGAUCUGGUCCAUGGGUCUCUUUGAUCUGUUCUUGCUUUCUAUGUGUCAUUCCGUCCUGCUUUGUCUCUUUGAUCUGUUCCUGAAGUUUCCGUAUCAAAGCAGUCUGCUCAUUCAGUGCCUUGGUGUUGUCGCUGAUUUCCCCACAUUUCUUAUAAAACCGUCUCCUCUCAACCAGCACCUGGCGGGACUUUACAUCGACGAGUUUCUUGUCCUUAUAUUGCAAAAUACGGAUAACUUUCCUCUCAGAUUCCAUCCCUUUCAGCACUAUGAGGUUGUUAUUGUCGGUGAAUUUUAUUUUCAGAUCGAUCACACUUCUUUUGAACGUUUUGAACCGCUCCACCUUGAAACGCUGCUGAUAGGCCACCAGCUUUUUGCACCUCUCCCUCUCCUUGCACAAUUCCUUCUCAAGGGAGGGCAGUUUCCAAUUCUGGGAUUUAAUUUCGUCCCGAGGACUCGUGAUUCUCUCAAUCAACUCUUCGGAGUCCUCAUCUUGUUGAUCUAACUCGAUCUUUAGUUCUUUAACAAUGUUAUUUUUUUCCUGCCCCAUGGUCAAUUUAAUUUUGAGGAGAGCAUUGACGGAUCGUUCCUCUUCCACACGUUCUUUCCCUUUAUUGAGUUCUUUCUUGAGAUACACUGCCUCUAAAAUAAAAUAAUAAAAUAACAAUGUCCAUUGAAUGUCCAUUUUUUUCCGGUACUAUAUUUUUGGGUAAGAUUGAAACAGUGUUUUUUUUGAUGGGUCACAGUGAAUUUGAAGUCUCUGUUUUCUGUGUGUGUGUUUGGACCAAAUCUGCAGAGACCAGGUUGUGAGGUCACGGUGAGCUUUCACCUGGAGUCAGAGUGACGUUCAUCUGAGUGUUAAGAUGUAAUUGGAGUACGUGAUUGAGUGGUUAGACCAGGGGUGCCCAAUAGGUUGAUCGCCAAGGCAGUGCCGGUAGAUUGGCUGCCAUUGGAAAAAACGUAACGUUGGGUCACCAUGCAUGUGCGGUGGACCGCGGGAGCAAACGGUAAACUAAUUAGUCAUCCUAGCUUACUAACCAACACAUGUAUUUUCAUUCAAAAGCAACUCUUUUUUAAUUAAAAUUUUGACUUGUUUUUAUCACUUUCAGAUUUUGAAAUCAUGAUUUUACUCGUUAAUGAAAUAUUCAUUAAUGGCACUGCUGUGAUCCCUCCAUUUUUAACAAACUUAUACCCAGGGCCUACUGUAUUUAUAUUAUAAGAUUCUGUCCCCUGAUACCUCAGAACUUUUAUAGCCGCACAUACGUCUGUUUGUUUGUUUUGUUUUCUCCCGUUAACCAACGGUGUUUAAAACCCAUUUUAACGAUCCUAAAUGUGUAAUGUCUAUUUGGUCACCUGAACUGCUCAGGUCUCCCCCGUGUUGUCUCUUGUAAAACUUCGCUUUUAUGGACGUUUUUUAUUAAAUACGACUCACUGAGUUCAGCUGGAGGCGACGGCCGGUUCACUUACGAACCGUUUGACAACGAAGCUUCUCCUUGCCUUACUCCUGUCAUUCUUGCACUGGUCGCGUGGACCUGUACUCCAGAACGUCCUUGUAUUGUGGUUUUACUCAUGUCAUGUGUAUUUUAUGGCUGAUUUUUAACGAUGUGUGCUGCUGCCUUCUUGGCCAGGUCGCCCUUGAAAAUGAGAUCUCGAUCCCAAUGGGACUUUUACCUGGUUA
Gasterosteus aculeatus aculeatus (three-spined stickleback) is the source of this 4453-nucleotide messenger RNA. NCBI's taxonomy places the organism in Eukaryota, Metazoa, Chordata, Actinopteri, Perciformes, Gasterosteidae. The record is from RefSeq and is a predicted model, not a curated record.